AUGCUCGCGGCAAUUCCCGACCCGUACAAAGUCCUAGGAGUAGAUAGAGGUGCCUCCGCUGGCGACAUCAAGAAGGCCUACUAUGGAAUGGCAAAAAAGUACCAUCCCGAUACCAACAAAGAUCCCGGCGCCAAGGAGAAAUUUGCGGAGGCCCAGACGGCCUAUGAGCUGCUUUCGGACAAACAGAAACGUGAAACCUACGACCGAUACGGCUCCUCUGCCUUUGAUCCGAACGGCGGCUUUGACCCGAGCGCCGGCGCAGGACCCGGAGGCAAUCCUUUCGCUGGCGGAGGAGGCUUCCACGGAUUUGGUGGAUUCGGCGGUGGUUUCCCGGGCGGUUUUGCGGCGGAUAUCAAUAUUGAAGACCUUUUCGGGGCUUUCGCGGGCGGCGCCCGUCGCUCCGGUCGGGGCAAACGCGGCCCGUUCCAGGAGAUACUGGUUGGUGAGGAUAUUGAGGUUCAAACCAACAUCUCAUUCAUGGAAGCGGCCAAGGGUACCUCGCAGGACGUCGUUAUCACCCCGCUGAAAGAGUGUGGUACCUGUAAGGGUGACGGAUUGAAAGAGGGUGCGAAGCGCAGCCAGUGUCGUCAGUGCAAUGGCACCGGAACGCGCGUGCACAUGAUGCAGGGCGGCUUCCAGGUAGCUGCUACCUGUGACGCCUGUGGCGGAGCCGGUCUUAUUGUUCCUCGAGGCUCGCACUGCGGUACAUGCCAAGGAAACGGAGUGGUCCGUGACCGAAAGACCGUCAGAGUUGAUAUCCCCGGAGGUGUUGAGGAUGGCAUGCGGCUGAGGAUAUCUGGCGAGGGUGAUGCACCCCCUACGGGGACAGCCGCCGCACCUGGAGCUCGGACGCAGCGUGGAGAUCUUUAUGUGUCCAUCCGGGUUUCUCCCGACGAGCGCUUUAGUCGCUCUGGUUCCGAUAUCCUCUAUACGGCGUCGAUUCCGCUUACUACGGCGCUUCUUGGUGGUGAAGUUCAAAUCCCCACUCUGGAUGGGCAGGUCAAGGUCAAGGUGGCAACGGGAACUGGAACCGGUGACAGAAUCACACUUUCGGGAAUGGGCAUGAAGAAACUAAGCGGCCGGUCCCGCGGCUUCACUUCUAACGGCGAUCUGAAGGUCGAGUUCAAGGUUGCAAUGCCCAAGUACCUGACGGGUAACCAGCGUACCAUCCUUGAAGUUCUUGCCGACGAAAUGGGCGAUAAGACUGCCAGGCGGAUCAUGGAUAUUCCAAGGGACGGUGCUGCUUCGACAACCGAGGCAUCUUCCGGAGAUGCAAAAAAGGGCGAAGGGUUUCUCAAGUCCGCAUGGCACAAACUGAUGAACCAUAAGAAACCUGCUGAAUCGGAGAAAUCUAACGAGAAAUCCAGCAAAAAGGAUUCCGACUCCUCGGACGGCAAGAAGAGCGACUGA
Messenger RNA from Aspergillus mulundensis, 1410 nucleotides. Its product is annotated as putative mitochondrial DnaJ chaperone (Mdj1). The transcript has 2 exons. Lineage: Eukaryota; Fungi; Ascomycota; Eurotiomycetes; Eurotiales; Aspergillaceae. Gene Ontology annotation, biological process: protein refolding; response to heat. Gene Ontology annotation, cellular component: cytoplasm. The record is from RefSeq and is a predicted model, not a curated record. Gene Ontology annotation, molecular function: ATP binding; heat shock protein binding. The coding region runs from base 1 to 1410 and encodes 469 amino acids.